Vollenhovia emeryi is the source of this 4004-nucleotide messenger RNA. RefSeq names its product protein sprouty-like (gene sty). Gene Ontology annotation, cellular component: cytosol; membrane. NCBI's taxonomy places the organism in Eukaryota, Metazoa, Arthropoda, Insecta, Hymenoptera, Formicidae. The transcript has a single exon. The coding region runs from base 1499 to 3454 and encodes 651 amino acids. Gene Ontology annotation, biological process: animal organ development; negative regulation of MAP kinase activity; multicellular organism development. The record is from RefSeq and is a predicted model, not a curated record.
UCCCGCGAGUGGCGCGAGUCCAAGUUUCAGAUGAAAUGCCUUAAUAAAGCGUCCACGAUCGCACUUUGUAAUGCAAACAACGUGCCUCGCCGCAAAGGAGUAGGCGCUCGCGAAGAGGCGGUCGUGCGCUUGUUCCUCCCGAGCAUUCGAGAUUCACACCUCGGCGCGGUAACAUAAGUGGAACGUUAACUCCGAUUCGAGAGAUAACGGAACGGGCGUCUCGAGAUUUUCGAGCGGAAUCGAUGCGAUCGCCGCGAAUCGAAGCGCACUGCUACCGGGGGGGGAUACGACAAAGUGGAGCGACUGAUAAAACGAAGCCGGAGGAAACUCGCGGAGCGUCCACGAUUAAUGAUCUCGAUAUACGCGCGAUUCUCGGAACGCGUGUAAUAAUCGGGGCUCGAGCUCGCGCCGGGAAUCUGUUCGUGUCACGAGUUGCUCGCGAAAUCUAAUUCUGCGUCAUAUUCCUCGACCGCCGCGGCUCGCAGGUGAAUGAGCGAACGACGAAGGUGUGUGUGCGCGCGCGCGUGCGUAAUCCGUGUUCAACAACACGAUUUCGAAUGCAGGUUCGCGCGUAACUCGGGAGUGGCUCUCGCAGAGGAGUACGUUCGAGGAGAACGUUCAAGAGUUUGCUCUCGGAAAGUAACGCUCGGCUCUCUCUGUCUCUGGUUUCUCCACCGCUCUCGACCCUCGAUCUCCUCGUAUCUCAGCUCUCCAUUCCGAUCUUGGUUUUCUUCAUUUUCUCCUUUUUUUUACAACUCUUUGUUCUCUCACCUCGCGCAGUGGAUGCAUAUUUAACAGACGUGUAACAGAGUCACAGACUGGAUUGGGAUUGGCGAUUGACGAUCGUCAAUGAGCGCAAAACAGCCAGCGAUUUAAUCGACUCUCAUUGACUAGAAGACAAUCGCCAGCCCCAAUCGAAUCCGAGUCGACAAUUCUCUAGUCCGAUUCGGCGGCCUGUGGGCUCAACGCCGUUCGGACGACUCGCUUCCCGCUUCCCACUUGCCGAGAGUGUAAAAAUGUAAAAUUCCAAGCGCGUGGUUUCAGUCGAGGUAAAAGCGCGCCGUCCAGGACGCGAUCGGUCGCGCACGAACGAGACUCUCCCGGUUCUUCCACAGCGUGGACGCCGCGAGUGGGUUGGCGACCACCGAAUCGAGAACUCCGCGGCCCACUCGCACCGCGCUCGCCCACGUAGAAACGGAGCCUCUCUUCGUGAUCGCGUAGGUGCCGAGAUCCGACUGAGCCUCGCCGUACUCCGCCCGCCGUCGUCACCGGCGUCGCGCGGCCAUUCCGAUUUCUUCAGCUUUCGAAAGCUCAAGUCCCAUCGUCAGGAUUCUCUCGCUUGUGAAUCUCGUUUUUAACAUUGUUUGACCCCCGAUCAGAGAGAGAGAGAGAGAGAGAAUGAAAAGAGGAAAUAUCUAUUGAAAUAUCUAGCGGUGUUAGUAAUAAGAUAAGUAGAUACCUGAUCUGCACGAGUAUAUAACACGACACGUUGGUUGCGAUGUUUUCAGGUGGGGAUGAAGCGCGUGUCGCGAGGGCGAGAGGAAGCGGACGCGGAGCAUUACCGAGCCCCAUCCUCGCUAAUGGAACGCCCUCGUCGAGAGUGUCACCACCUCGCGCGGGCUGGGCAGUGCAGAUUACCGAGGCGACACUUACCUCAACGUCAAAUCAGCGUCCAUCGGUUCCAGAUACAUCGACGACGUCCGUCGAACGAUGGGCUAGCGAGCGGACGGCACCAGUUUGGACGGGUCGUGUCGCAGCGUCGUUGUCAGCAUCAGCAGCAGCAGCAGCAGCAACGACAACAAACACACGAGGAGGAUUUUUCUCCGCAGCAGAUCGAGGACCAGCUAGCACGGCUGGUAUCCGUCUCGAGCAUCGUCGGGUCGAGGAGAGGCAGGAGCUGGAGGCGACGAAGAAGGUGGAGCAUUGGCAGCGGCAACAUUGUCAGGAUCAGCAGCAGCGGCGUCAGCUCGGGACGCCAACGCCGCCAAGUCCAGGAGCAGCAGGACGUUUUGAAUUGAGCGAUCGGCCGAUGUCGCGGAACGAUGCGAUAUCGCCGCUCACGCGGCUGCCCUCCUCGCGUCUUGAUUUCGCCGCCGCCGCCGCCGCCGACGACGACGACGACGACGACGACUGCGUCAACGGCGUCGGCGAAGACGCGGACUCGCGUCUCGUCUCGACCGAGUCGCGCGUGCACGAUCACAGCCGGCCGUUGCCGCCGCCGCGGUUGCCGCUCGUGUCGCACGUGAUGUCGAUGCCGUCCGUGCCGCCGCCGCCGCCGCCGCCGUCGUCGUCGUCAUCAUCCUCGGCGUCGCAUUCGGUACCCGGGUCCCCGACGCCCCGCGUGGCGCCACUCACCAUGCCUCUGACGCCGUUGUCGAGUUCCUUUCGGAGCAGGCCGUCCCUGCGUCGCUCGCAAAACGUAGACACGUCGCCGAGCGACGCGAAUUCCAGGAGUCUGCUGUCGCCGUCGUCCGCGGACACGACGAUAACGACGAUAUCGACGAUCGCGACGUCGCCCAGGAGCCCGAUCGGCGAGGUGAGCCUCGCUACGCCGCGACCGGACGGCGAGAGGACCAUCAACGAGUACGUCGAGGCACCGUUCAGCAAUUCGCGCUGCAAUCAGGAACGACGCCUCGAUGCGAGGAACGACGGCAAGACGGCCGGCGACUGCCCCAAGACCGAGAGAAGGCAUCACCACCACCACCACCAUCACCACCAUCAUCACCACAGAGGACAGCGCGAGGACAGCGCGGUGGUGCCGACGCAUCGGGCACGCGGCCGCGCCAAGAAUCAGAGUGCACGGGGUUUCGGUGGCGCGACAACCGGCGCUUCGGCCGUCGCCACGUCGGCGAACGCGGCGACGGCCAACGCCGUGACCAAGCAGCCGGUCUCCUUCACCAAGGAGCCGGCCAACGCGCUUGGCACGAGGACCUACGAUCCGGCUGGUCUGUCGAUCAUAUGCGACUUUUGCGGUAGGUGCCGGUGCGAGUCGUGCCGGGAGCCGCCCCCGCUGCCCAGCAAAUGGCUCUGCGACAAUACGUGCCUGUGCUCGGCGGAGACCGUUCUAGAUUACGCAUCGUGCCUGUGUUGCGUCAAGGGUCUCUUCUACCACUGCGUGGACGGCGGCGGUGGCGGUGGCGUCGCCAGCGGCAUGGACGGCGAGGUGGCCGCGACGAGUUGCGCGGACGAGCCGUGUUCCUGCACCGGUAACCGCACGGCGUCCAGGUGGGCCUGCCUGGGCGCCCUCGCGCUGCUGAUGCCCUGCCUGCUGUGCUACUGGCCCCUCCGGGGCUGCGUGACCCUCUGCGAGGCGUGUUACGCGCGUCACGCUGCGCAGGGCUGCCGGUGCAACACGAACGCGGCCGGUAGCAGGCAUCACCCCAUCACCAGCGAUAUCGGAGACUCGAGGGACCCAGAGAAGAGGCUGUUGGAUCCAGUCACGCCGGAGCUUUGAGGAGCGCAGACCUAUCUCUACGUGGGGACGCCCGAGUGGCCGGAAGAGGAUGAGCAAAUCCAGGAAUAUAGGACCCCCCCAUCCUGAUGGACAUGUCGGAUGUGUGUGAGGGAGGGGUCAGAGGGAGCAAAAGUGAAUUGCAUCAAGUACAAGAGCUGCAUUUAAGUCGAGGAGAACGAUAUCGGAUUUUGACGAACCUGUACGUUUGACACGUUGCGAAUGUCUUUAUUUAUUAUUCUUCCAUGAAAAGUGCGUGCGUAUGUAUGAGUGGGCCUGUGUGCGUUGACGCUUUGCGUUUCUGUAUGCGCGCGCGCGCGACCGAGACAGGGAGAGAGAAUGAGAGCGAGCGAGAGAAAGAAGGCAGUGUACGAAAGGAGCGAGCAUGUGCCCGUACGUAUGUUUGUGCGUGUUUUUGCGAGUGCGAACGGUAGAGAGGAAUAAAGUACGCGAGUAGCGUAUCGUCCAGACAUACCACUUACGCAUAGAUAACUCUAUAUAUAAUGAAUUAUACGCAUUGUACUACGCGCCGAGCGAAAUCGAACGAACGGUA